Molecule: messenger RNA, 2838 nt
Organism: Neomonachus schauinslandi (Hawaiian monk seal)
Lineage: Eukaryota; Metazoa; Chordata; Mammalia; Carnivora; Phocidae
Gene: IRX3
Product: iroquois homeobox 3
Exons: 4
Coding region: 802-2259 (485 amino acids)
Biological process (GO): cell development; neuron differentiation; regulation of transcription by RNA polymerase II
Cellular component (GO): nucleus
Molecular function (GO): DNA-binding transcription factor activity, RNA polymerase II-specific; RNA polymerase II cis-regulatory region sequence-specific DNA binding
Source: RefSeq, a predicted model, not a curated record
GGAGGAGGUGAGGGCGGGGACGGACGCACAGACACAGCCUCAGACACAGAUCCACGGACUCCCACCCCCCGCACGGCACCUUAAGUGUCCCCAACUUUAGGCCACCUGAGCCCAGGGCGCCGCCGAGGCCAGGGCUGGGGCUGGGGGGAGAGUUAUGGGAGUAGACAGAGAGAGAUAAAAACAGGGGAGAAGAAAGCGUGAAGGGAGCGGAAAGGGGAGAAGAGAAAAGGAAUAGAGAGAAAGGAAAAGCAGGAGAGGGAAGAGAGUUUCCGAGCGUCCAGGAGAGUGAAAGAGCCCGAAGGAGCGGAAGCUAUCCAAGGGGGAAGAGGAGCGCAGAGAGGGAGGGGAGAGGAAGGGCGAGGAGGGGGAGUGAAAACUAGAGGAGCGCGAAGGAAGCGAGGCGCGACACUGCUCGGGGACAGGAGGGCAGUGAGGAGCGAGGCGCGGGCAGAGGCUGCUCGGGCUGCCGAAAGAGGAGGGAGAGCGGCGCUGAGAGGAGGGGCUUGCGGGCCCGUAGAAAUGUCAAUCAGAGCCCGGAGCCCCGGGAAUCUCCGCCAAUCUGUUCGGACCUGACCUGGCUCCUCGCCGCCGCCGCCGCCGCCACCGCCACCGCCGCCGCCGCCGCCGCCGCCGCCGCCGCGGAGCAGAUCAAUAGGCGAACGCGGAGCGCAGCGCAGCGCGGGAGGCAGCGCGGCCCCAGCCCGGCCCAGCCCCCGAUGCGCGCCGGAGCCCGCGGGCGGCGCUGAGCAGGGCGGCCCCGGGGGCCGGGCCCCCCUCUCCGUCCGUGCCCCGCGGGCCACCAUGUCCUUCCCCCAGCUCGGAUACCAGUACAUCCGCCCGCUCUACCCACCCGAGCGCCCGGGGGCCGCCAGCGGCGGCGGCAGCGCCGGGGCCCGGGGCGGCCCAGGAGCCGGGGCCUCGGAGCUGGCCGCCUCGGGGUCCCUGUCCAACGUGCUCUCCUCCGUGUACGGGGCGCCCUAUGCCGCGGCGGCAGCGGCUGCCGCAGCCGCCCAAGGCUACGGUGCCUUUCUGCCCUACGCCGCCGAGCUGCCCAUCUUCCCGCAGCUGGGCGCGCAGUACGAGCUGAAAGACAGCCCGGGGGUGCAGCAUCCGGCCGCGGCCGCCGCGUUUCCGCACCCGCACCCCGCCUUCUACCCGUAUGGCCAGUACCAGUUCGGGGACCCGUCCCGUCCCAAGAACGCCACCCGGGAGAGCACUAGCACGCUCAAGGCCUGGCUCAACGAGCACCGCAAGAACCCCUACCCCACCAAGGGCGAGAAGAUCAUGCUGGCCAUCAUCACCAAGAUGACCCUCACCCAGGUGUCCACCUGGUUCGCCAACGCGCGCCGGCGCCUCAAGAAGGAGAACAAAAUGACUUGGGCGCCCCGCAGCCGCACGGACGAGGAGGGCAACGCUUACGGGAGUGAGCGCGAGGAGGAAGACGAGGAGGAGGACGAAGAAGACAGCAAACGCGAGCUGGAGCUGGAGGAGGAGGAGCUCGUGGGGGAGGAGGAGGACACGGGGGGCGAGGGCCUGGCGGACGACGACGAGGACGAGGAGAUCGAUUUGGAGAACUUAGACGGCGCGGCCGCGGGGCCUGAGCUCGCCUUGGCUGGGGCGGCGCACAGGAACGGCGACCUCGGCCUGAGACCCAUUUCAGACUCCAAGAACAGCGACUCGGACGACAGCUCGGAGGGCCUGGAGGAGCGUCCACUGCCGGUGUUGAGUCUGGCCCCAGCGCCACCGCCGGUGGCCGCGGUUCCGCCGUCUCCGCCCUCGCCUCCUGCGGGCCUGGACCCCUGCGCUCCGGCGCCAGCGCCCGCCUCAGCCCUGCAGAAGCCCAAGAUCUGGUCCCUGGCCGAGACGGCCACAAGCCCGGACAACCCGCGCCGCUCGCCUCCGGGCGCGGGGGGUUCUCCCCCCGGGGCCGCCGUCGCGCCCCCAGCCCUGCAGCUCUCUCCAGCCGCCGCGGCCGCCGCGGCUCACAGACUCGUCUCCGCGCCUCUGAGCAAGUUCCCGGCUUGGACCAACCGGCCAUUCCCAGGCCCGCCGCCGGGCCCACGCCCGCACCCGCUCUCCCUGCUCGGCUCGGCCCCUCCACACCUGCUGGGACUUCCAGGAGCCGCGGGCCACCCGGCCGCCGCCGCUGCUGCCUUCGCUCGGCCAGCGGAGCCCGAAGGCGGAACAGAUCGCUGUAGUGCCUUGGAAGUGGAGAAAAAGUUACUCAAGACAGCUUUCCAGCCCGUGCCCAGGCGUUAAACCGGAAGCCCAACGUCUACAGCGGGACAGCAUCUGACACUGAGACACCUCCCAGCCCCCCAGCCUCAGCCCCAGGUCGGGUCUCCCGGUCCUGGGCAGCGUCGGUGCCCCGAGCUCUUAUUUCCCUUUGCUACUACCAUUGCUUCUCUCUUCCAGGCCCCAGAACCACCUGGAUGCCGCUCUGGUCCUCUCGGCUCUCUCCUCGUCUUAGUACUUAUUUUUAAAAAUUUUAAAUCGUUGUAAUAAUUGUAAAAAAAAAAAAUCGCUCUGUAUAGUUAUGACUUGUAAGCAUGUCCGUGUAUGAAUACCUAAAAAAGAAAACUAAAUACCAACAAAAAAAGAAAUAAAGCAAGUCCCCCUCAGUCCUCCCCAAGUGGCUUCUGUACCCCACAUUAGCUGAGUUUGUGAGGGGUUUUUUUUGGGGUUUUUUUGGUUCAGUUGAUUUGGGGGGUGGAGUUUCCGUGAGAAAAAGCGUGUCUGACUUUUUUUGUAUAUACAGAAAAAUGUACAUAUGUGUGAACCAAAUUGUACAAGAAAGUAUCUAUUUUUGGCUAAAUAAAUGAGCUGUUGCCACUUUGA